AUGAAUACAGCAGGUGUCGGUUCGACUACUCCCACUACCGAGUAUGCACUGGAGAAAUACCAGAUGCUACGCUACGAGGCCAACGCACAGGUCAAAAUUGUCAUGACUUCGGGUACAGCAGAGAUAUUUGGAACAGAACUUGUUUGUGGCACAGAUCUAGUUUUGGAAGCGGGUGAAAGGGGAACGGUUGUCACUUUUCAUGGCUGCAAAAUCACCGUCAAAGGCUCAGGUCUAGAUGCUUUUGUGAUGGAUGCUGUUGAGGACCAUGAUCUCCUUCAAGUCUACGUAAACAUUCAUGCGAAUCUUCAAGAAGCGCGUAAGAAGGCCACAGAAGAUCAAUCUCGUGGACCCCGCGUUUUGGUUUGUGGCCCUGAAAAUGUCGGCAAGUCUGUUCUCUGCAGGACCUUGGCCAACUACGCUGCUAGACGUGGCUCCAAACCAAUUCUUGUUGAUGUCAACGUUUGUAUUCCCUCCACCAUUGCGGCUCUGGCAGUCACUAAGCCCUAUGAUCUAUUGGAGGGAUGGGGUCUUGAAGAAGACCCUUUGACACCGGAAAAAAAGCAGGCGGGUUUGGACGCGAUACGGACGACGGCGGCAGCUUUUGAAGUGGACACAGUGUUAGUCAUCGAGGACGGCUUUUUGAGCACAUUUUUGCAGGAGGAUCUGCCCAAGGAUGUUACGAUUAUUCGACUACCGAGGUCUUCCGGUGCCGUCAACUUUACCCCCAAGCAGUCAAUGCGUCAACGCGAUUUGCGAAUCAGUGCCUACUUCCAUGGCGAAAAUCUUAAACGACGUCUGCAUCCCCACCACCUGAGGCUAUCCGCUAGUGAAUACACUGUGUAUAGAGUUGGCAGCGAGGCCAUUCCAGAUGCCCUGCUUCCACACGGAGCACGGGAUGCAGAGGAGGAGACACAGAGCUGGCGAACACCGAUCGCUUUGACCGUGAGUCGCGACGCACUAAAGAAUCGCAUGCUGGCGGUGUCUCAGGCCACUGACCCGGAGCAAAUCGCCUCUUCCCCUGUCUUCGGCUUCGUGGUGGUCCUCUCUGUAGCCGAGGACCGCACCCACUUCAACGUCCUCUCUCCCUCCCCCGAACUCCCUCCCUCCUGCCUCCUUGUCGCCUCCAUCUGUUACGUUGACCCUGAGGGUGCCUAG
This is a messenger RNA of Echinococcus granulosus, 1155 nucleotides long. RefSeq names its product Polyribonucleotide 5'-hydroxyl-kinase Clp1. Lineage: Eukaryota; Metazoa; Platyhelminthes; Cestoda; Cyclophyllidea; Taeniidae. The record is from RefSeq and is a predicted model, not a curated record. Bases 1 to 1155 code for a protein of 384 amino acids. Gene Ontology annotation, cellular component: nucleus. The transcript has 4 exons. Gene Ontology annotation, biological process: tRNA splicing, via endonucleolytic cleavage and ligation. Gene Ontology annotation, molecular function: polynucleotide 5'-hydroxyl-kinase activity.